CUGGGAGCCCUGGGAGGCGACAGCCGAGGGCGCAGCCACAACCUCAGCCGCCUCGGAGCGGUAGGAGGGAGCAGCUGGUCGCUGCGUCGGGGCCGGCCACUUUCUGGGGACCCGGCUCCUCUAGCCCCGGAGCAGAUAGUGCUCCAUGUCCUUCGGGUAGUUCUGGUUCAAACCUCUCUCAACGACAUGGAAGAAUUUUUGCAACGCGCCAAGUCUAAACUGAAUCGAAGCAAACGCCUGGAGAAAGUCCACGUGGUUAUUGGACAUAAAUCAUGUGACUUGGAUUCUCUCAUUUCUGCCUUCACUUACGCUUACUUUCUAGACAAGGUCAGCCCACCUGGGGUUCUCUGUUUGCCUGUGCUGAACAUACCAAGAACUGAAUUCAACUACUUCACUGAGACAAGGUUUAUUUUAGAAGAGCUAAAUAUCUCCGACUCAUUCCACAUAUUCCGCGAUGAAAUUAAUCUGCAUCAGCUAAAUGAUGAAGGGAAGUUAUCUAUUACACUUGUUGGCAGCAACGUGUUGGCAAGUGAGGACAAAGCCUUAGAAUCGGCAGUCGUCAAGGUCAUUAAUCCAGUUGAGCAGAGCGAUGCCGGCUUUGAGUUCCGAGAGUCUUCCUCCUCUCUGGUGGUGAAAGAGAUUCUCCAGGAGGCUCCCGAGCUCAUCACCGAGCAGCUGGCUCAUCUGCUCAGAGGUAGCAUCCUUUUCAAGUGGAUAGCCAUGGAAUCCAAGAAGAUCUCAGAGAAGCAGGAGGAAGUUCUUUCUCUCCUGGAAGAAAAAUUUCCCAGCUUGCCUCCAAGAGAGGACAUUAUCAGCGUCCUGCAGGAGACCCAGUUCAGUGCUCAGGGUUUAAGUAUUGAACAGACAAUGCUGAAGGACCUCAAGGAACUUUCAGAUGGGGAAAUAAAAGUGGCCAUUAGUACCGUGAACAUGACAUUCGAGAACUGUACAUUUCACAGCAGUAUCACCAGUGAUUUGAAAGCAUUCGCAGACAAGUUCGGUUUUGAUGUCCUCAUCCUGUUGGCCAGCUACCUGUCAGAGGAGCAGCAGCCCAGACGACAGAUCGCUGUGUACUCCGGGAAUCUAGAACUGUGCAAUCAGAUUUGCUGUGAGCUGGAAGAGUGCCAGAGCCCUUGCCUUGAGCUGGAGCCCUUUGAAUGCGGCUGUGACGAGAUCCUGGUGUACCAGCAGGAGAACCCUGCGGUGACUUGUGAUCAGGUGGUUCUCCUGGUCAAGGAAGUCAUCAAUAGGAGGUGUCCAGAGAUGGCCUCCAACAGCCGGACAUCCUCCACGGAGGCGGUGGCAGGCAGCGCCCCACUCUCCCAGGGGUCUUCCGGAAUUGUGGAGUUAUAUGGUUCUGACAUAGAGCCACAGCCCAGCUCUGUGAAUUUCAUGGAAAACCCUCCAGAUCUCAACGAUUCUAACCAGGCCCAGGUGGAUGUCAACACAGACCUCGUUAGCCCAGACAGUGGGUUGGCCACCAUUAGGAGCAGCCGCUCAUCCAAGGAGAGCUCAGUUUUCCUCAGCGAUGACAGUCCAGUGGGAGAAGGUGCUGGGCCUCACCACAGCCUCCUCCCAGGGUUUGACUCUUACAGCCCUAUCCCUGAAGGGCCAGUAGCAGAGGAGCAUGCCCGGUCUGGAGAACACAGUGAAUCCUUUGACCUUUUCAACUUUGACCACACACCCAUGGUUUCUGGGCAGUCCCAACCAUCUUCCCAUUCUGCCGACUACUCCCCCACAGAUGACUUCUUCCCCAACAGCGAUUCAUCCGAAGGACAUCUCCCCACGGGACCUAAAGGACUCAAUGGGAUAGGGAUGGAUGUAUCGAAUUAUUCAUCCAGUUCUCUUUUGUCAGGGGCUGGCAAAGAUAGCCUUGUGGAAUUUGAUGAGGAGUUUGUCCAGAGACAAGAAAGUCCCAGGGAUAACUCUGAAAGAAAUUUGACCCUGACGGGUUUUGUGGGAGAUGAAUCUCCUUCACCAGAAAGUCUGAAAAACAUUGGAAAGAGGGUCCCACCAACACCUAUGAAUAGCUUUGUAGAAAGUUCGCCAUCCACUGAAGAACCAACUCUACUCUAUACAGAAGACGUGACCCCCAAAACCGUCAACCCAGGACCACCUCCCACACGGGCACGGUGCAGCAGCUGGUGGGGUGGUUUGGAAAUUGACUCUAAAAAUAUUGCUGAUGCAUGGAGCUCCAGUGAACAGGAAUCUGUUUUCCAGAGCCCUGAAUCAUGGAAAGAUCGUAAGCCAAGCCCAGUUGAUAGAAGAGCCUCAGAUUCUAUAUUUCAACCAAAGAGUCUCGACUUCCCAAAGUCAAGUCCCUGGGAGUCAGAAUUUGGUCAGCCUGGGCUGGGCAGCAAUCCUGUUCAAGACCAAAAUGAGGAAAACUUGCAGUUUGAGAACGUGUCCCCUGAGAAAUCGCAUUUGCCGAGCACUUGUCCUCAGGGAACAAACCACCUGAUAGAAGACUUUGCUGCUUUGUGGCAUUCUGAUCGCUCUCCCACCGCGAUGCCUGAGCCGUGGGGAAAUCCCACGGAGGAUGGGGAACCCGCAGCUGCAUCAUCGUUCCCAGCUUGGAGCGCAUUUGGUAAAGAAGAUGAUGCUGAAGCUUUGAAAAACACCUGGACGCUGCACCCAACGAGUGGUGAGGCACCUUCGGCAAGGGACCCGAAGGAGUGGGCCAUGGCCAAAAGCGGGUUUUCUUUCUCUUCGGAAGACCUGGUGGACCGUUCACCCAGUGGGGCAAAUAAUGAAGCAGUUCCAGAAAUCUGGGGCAAGAAGGACCACGACUCCAGAGACGAUGUCCUUAUAUCUGGAAAUCCCAGGCCUGAUGUGGAUCAUGCAUGGAAUAGUUCUCAGCCCACCAAGGAAGAUCAGAAUGGUUCAGUGGAUCCAGACAAUAGAGGGAAGAUGUAUGAAAAUGUAGAUUCCUGGAAACUUUUUGAGCAGAGUCACAAGAAAGGAGGGUCUGACGUCCUAGCACCUUGGGAAGAUUCCUUCUUGUCAUAUAAAUGUUCUGACUACAGUGCAUCCAACAUAGGGGGAGACUCGGUGCCAUCCCCUUUAGACACCAACUACUCCACCUCUGACUCCUAUACUUCACCAACGUUUGCUGGAGACGAAAAAGAAACCAAAAGCAGGGGCCUUUUCGAGUCACGAGAUGCUGGCUCUACCCCAGGGGACCCUGAAAUGCCCCCUCAAUCGCAGCAGCAGCCACCUAGAAAUCGAAUCAUUUCAGGUCCUGGAAACCUGGACAUGUGGGCUUCACCUCACUCAGAUGAUAGCUCUGAGAUAAAUGCCACUCACAGCCCAGAUAAAGACUCCCUCAAGGCAGAGCCCACGGAUGAGAAGACCAUCUCUACGGAGGAGGACUUUGGGGAAAGCAGCCAGUCCAGUUACGACGACCCCAGCAUGAUGCAGCUGUACAAUGAAACCAACCGACAGCUCACACUUCUGCACAGCACCACCAACUCCCGGCAGGCAGCCCCCGACAGUCUCGACUUGUGGAACAGAGUGAUUCUGGAGGACACGCAGUCCACUGCCACCAUCUCGGACAUGGAUAACGACUUGGACUGGGACGACUGUAGUGCGGGGGUGGCGAUCAGCGGUGAAGGUCAGGCACAAGGGUACCUGGCUGAAGGUAGUGAGCCCGAAACCCGAUUUUCAGUGAGACAGGUAGAACCAUGGGGCAUAGAGUAUCCGGAAGCAAGUCAGGUAGAUUGGGAACUCCCUGCCUCUUCUGAGCACAGCUCAGACACUGCUCCCCAUGAAUAUCACAUGCUGAAUGAGAAAAGCGGGCAGCUAAUUGCGAAUAGCAUUUGGGAUUCCGUCAUGAGAGAUAAUGCCAUGUCGUCAUUAAUGUUACCAGGCCCAUCGUCUGUUACAGACUCAGAACAAAGCAAAUCGCCUCCUGAAAGUUCCAGCCCACUAGAAGAAAUUAAGGACAGUCCCAUCCCGGAUAUGCUGGAAGUCUCUGGAGCCAGAGAGUCAGAAACACUUGGUCCCGACAAGCAGGACACGUGCACAGGAACCCCGCCAAGUGACACCGCAGUUUUGGUGACCAGGCUUGAGAAUCCAGGGCAUUUUGCCUGCUCAGGUCCCUGGAGAGAUUCUGGCUAUGGACUAAAGGAAAGUGAGAAGGACACAAAUGGAGCUGCCAAUAGGGAGCGCCCCAGUGAGGAGGAGCUGAUGGACGGAGCCUUGGGGACUGAAAAAGGGCAAAGUGACCAGGAGUGCUCUUCCCCAGCUGCAUCUGUGCAUCAAGUCAUCUGCGAUGAGUCAGGCAAAAUCAGCCCUCUUUCAGUCACUUCCAGUCCUCAGACCGAGGAACCCCAGGAGGCAUUAGAGUACGAGAAGGGGUCUUACGCUCCAGACCCCUGUGAUGUGCAGACAGAGGUGUCCACAGAUCACCCACAGGCAAAAGAGAUCAAUGAAAAGCACCUCAUAAGUCGCAGAAAUUCAGAGGGAACUACUGAAAUUUCAGGUAGACCAAAUUUCACCAAAAAUGUAUCUCUGCCUGAAAUGGAUCUGGAGAAAACUGAAGAAUGUAACAUUCUGGAGCCCGAGAGAAUGAACCCAGAGCCACCUCAUGAAUGUCCCCAGAGCCUUGAUGUUCAGGAUGUCCCCAAAGACAGUGAUGUGCAGAUCAGUUGCACAGGUCAUGAGAUAACUAAGAAUCUUGAAGUUGAGAAUACUGAAAACAGCCUUUCAGGAGCUGAUACAUCAGGAAAUUAUGACAGAGAUAGUGUUUCUAGUGAGUUUACACAUUCAAGUGCAUCCAGUCCUGACCGAGAUGAUUCUUCAGCUGCAUUGCCUUCCUGGGACCAAGGACCCAAUUCUGGGCAUCAGGAGGAGGAUCACGAUGAUUGGAAUACACAGGAUCACCAAGAAUCUGAACUAAUGACUACUGAUGGUCAAGCAGAAGUAAUUUCCGAAAUCAAGGGCUUGGAGAAAAACAGAAUGGACACGUUUGAAAAGAGCUUAGAUCCCAAGGUUCCUAAAUAUUUAGAGAUUUGGAGUGACUCAGUAGACGCUGAUUCCUUUUCCUCUUUAUCCAGCCCUGAGACAGGCAAAUAUUCUGAAUAUUCAGAUGGGUAUCAGGAAGGAAAUCUCGUGGUUAGCCAUCAAGAGAAAAAGGAAUAUGAUACUCCCGAAACUGAGCAGCGGGAGGAUGCCAAGUUCACGUCAACCAGCUCGGGUUCUGAUGAUGAUCGCGGAGGUGAUGAAGACCCAGUGGAGAAAGAGAUGCAUUCAGCCACUUGCCAAGUUGCUCAGAGUGAACCCAGAGCAUGGGAUUCAUCGGAUGGCUCUAAUAAAUUCUUGGACACAGCUAAUCCUGAGCCUGAGGAAUUUUCUGCUUACACAGGGAGUUCAGAACCAGCCGAGAAUGAGAACAAGUCAGACCCAUUCUGUGACAAUCGACAAAGCAGUCCUGAUUGCUGGAAUUUCUCACCACCAAAGGAGACUGAAGUGCAGGUUACAGCAGUGGAUAAGGAGAUGAGAUCUUCCCCAGAAGGAGAAAGUACAGAAGAUGUCAUAUGGCAAAUCUCUCCCACAACUGAACCAAAGAAUGAAAACGAUUCUGAGUCGGAAAGGCUUGGCUUCUCAGCUGACAGCACUGAAUGGUGGAAUGCCUCUCCACAGGGAGGCCGACCAGUUGAGAGUGCAUGUGAAGGGGAAGUAUCGAGCUCAAGUGGGGUGUUAGAGAUGGGUCCCUGGGGAGCAGCCAUUCAGGGUGAUACUGAACCCCUGGAAGUGCCGCGUACCGAUCCUUUCGGUGAUGAACAUCAGUCACCCUUUCUGGAUAGUAACAGGGAGAAAGCCCAUGAGCAUCUUUGGAACAUUCAGCCAAGGCAGCCAGACCCAGAAGCUGGGCAGCUUAGCCAGCUUGUAAUAUUGAACCACAUGAUAGAAAAUGGUUCCAGAGAGCAGACCUUCAUGUCUGCUGCUGAUGACAAACUCGCUUCUGAAAUACCUACCCAAGAGCAGUGUCCGAACACAGCGCUGUCCGUCUGGGACCGGCCAGGCCCUGCAUUUACUCACACCGAUGAAAAUGGAUGCUUUGUGUCUGACGCGUCAAUGACUGAGUGUCAAGAAACAAACUGGUGGGAAGAAGAAAAAUCACACCCCAGUGAAAUGACAAAUUUAAGCAUUGCCUCUGAAGAUUUCCCUGCCGUCAGUUCCUCCACCCAGUUGAUGAAGAAGUCAGGCUCUGAGUGGGAUGACUCUGCCCCUGGUGAGGGCCCCCAAGGGACGUUUGUUCCAGACAUUUUACACGGCAGCUUCCAAGAGGGCGGGCAGCUGGCUUCAGCUUCACCUGACUUGUGGGUGGGUGUUAAGCAGCCCUUCAGUGUGAACACAGAUGGUGAGAAUCCUGAUAUUCUGACUCACUGUGACCAUGACAGCAGUUCCCAGGCUUCCGACAGCCCUGAUGUGUGCCACGAUCAUGAAGCAAAGCAGGAGACUAGGCAGCCCACCAGGGCUGGGCUGGGACCUGAAGGAGGGGAAGCCAGCGCGUUGUGUCUCACCGAGCCAGAGGCAGAAGAGGAGCCCGAUCAGGAGCCCGGGCAGGAGCUUGUCCUGUACCGUUCACAACCGUAUUCUGAAAAUGCAAUUCCGCUGCCUCCCGUCAGCGAGCCAGCAAACACAGAUGACUCAUCUCAGCCUGCCUCUCACAGAGGUUCUCUGGAACCUGCCGAAAUAAAUGGUGAAGACAGUACUAGCGAGCCAGCAAACACAGAUGACUCAUCUCAGCCUGCCUCUCACAGAGGUUCUCCGGAACCUGCCGAAAUAAAUGGUGAAGACAGUACUAGUUUAAAAGCAUCUGAAAAAGGAGCCGACCCAGGCACAGCAGCAGUUUUGGAACCUGAUGACAGAACAGUCCCAAUGAUUGAAAACGUGGGAGCCGGUAUCUGUGUGACUCCCCAAGAGCCAGCUCUGGACGGCAGCAGCUCUUGGGUAUCAGAAGGCUUUUCUCCUGAGAGUCAGACAGACACAGGGGCCCUGCUGGACCACGAGCAACCUUUUGCUACUGAGAAUCCUGCCACAGUUCCUGACGCUUUGCUAGCCUCGGACACUUGUCUGGAUGUAAGCGAAGCUGCCUUUGACCACAGUUUCAGCGAUGCCUCAGGUCUCAACACAUCCACGGGAACAAUAGAUGACAUGAGUAAACUGACAUUAUCAGAAGGCAAUCCUGAAACGCCAUUUGACGGGGAUGCAGGGAGGCAUGACAUCUGUUCAUCUGAAGCCUCGUGGGGGGAUUUUGAAUAUGAUGUCGUGGGUCAAAAUAUUGAUGAAGAUUUAAUGAAAGAGCCUGAACACUUUGUCUAUGGCGGUGACCCUCCCUUGGAAGAAGAUGCUCUGAAGCAAGAGCUGGCACCUUACACACCUCCCUUUGAUCUGACCUAUCUCACAGAACCGACUCCUGAUGUCAAAGCCACAAAGGAAGCUGGGACUCCAGAGGAUGAGUCUCUGGGGAGUGAAGCAGCAGAGAUCUUGCUUUCUGCCCUUCCUGAUCGAAGAAGGAAGGAAAACCAUGCUGAGACCAAAAGUGGACAGGCCAGACACCAGCUGGUUGUCCUGCAUAUUCAUGAGGACCCUGAGUCAGUUUCUCUGCCUGUAGGAGUGGACACCAGCAUGGAGUUGUCUCCGUCAAACAUUGACUGGGAAGUAGAAACAGAUCAUUCAGAUUCACCAGCAGGUGGAGACAGAGGACCGCCAAAUGGUGCCAACAAGGGAAUAUUAGAGUUGGAAGAAGAAAAAAUAAUUCCUACCAAAGAGCCUGAGCAGAUAAAAUCAGAAUACAGGGGAGAACGGUACCCGGAGAAGAAGGAAGAUCAGCAUGCGUUGCACAUGGAUUACAUACUUGUACACCAUGAAGAAAAUUCACCCUCAGAGCCAGAGGCCCAUGAAGCCAGAGAAAGCACAUCAGAAUUAGAAGAAUUUCCCAUAGAUUCCGAAGAAACGAGGCUGCCAAGAACUCGGUUAGCAAGCUUCCCAGACACAUGUGAGCCUUCUUCCUUAGAUGAAAGAAACCAUCUUUCUGCAGAAAGAUUGUCUUCCAGAGAUGAGAAGAGUUCAUCCUUUGCAAGCCCUGGGCGGGACCAGAGUUGGAUGGUCCUGGGCGCUAGAGAGGUUGUUGAUGCAUCUUUGGAAACCAGGGACAGGGGGCCUGGAUGGUCUGGUGAGGCUGUGGAGCCAGGCUCUGACCACGGCAUGGGCAAGGGCCCCCAAGCACAGGUUCUGAAGGCAACGAAGUCUCUAGAAUCUUUAGCACUAGAGGAAGCCUCCGGUCUGUGCAGCCAAUCCCAGAAGAGCAAGAGCCGAGGCCGGGCUGGCCCCGAGGCAGUUAUGUUGCGGGCUGUCACCCAUGACAAUGAAUGGGAAAUGCUUUCAUCACAGCCUUCUCAGAAACGCACAAUCCCUGAAAUAGAAAUGGAGGAGGAGACAGAGUUUCUUGAGCCCAGAAUGAGGAAACCAAGACCAAAUGGGCUCCUGUCAGAGGAUGCAGGAAUGGACACCGCCUUUGAGGAGGGAACACUGAGUCCCGGGGCUGCGGACAUGAGGCCUGAACCUCCCAAUUCGCUGGAUCUUAAUGGCUCUCAUCCUCAGAGAAUCAAACUCACAGCCCCAAAUAUCAAUCUGUCUCUGGACCAAAGUGAAGGAUCUGUUCUCUCUGAUGAUAACUUGGACAGUCCUGAUGAAAUUGACAUCAAUGUGGACGAACUCGAUACUCCUGAUGAAGCGGAUUCUUUUGAGUACACCGGGCAUGAGGAUCCCAUGGCCAACAAAGACUCCAGCCAGGAGUCCGAGUCUAUUCCAGAGUACACGGCGGAGGAGGAGCGGGAGGACAACCGGCUGUGGAGGACCGUGGUGAUUGGCGAACAGGAGCAGCGGAUUGACAUGAAAGUCAUCGAGCCCUACAGGAGAGUCAUUUCUCAUGGAGGAUACUAUGGGGACGGCCUAAAUGCCAUCAUUGUGUUUGCCGCCUGUUUUCUGCCAGACAGCAGUCGGGCGGAUUACCACUAUGUCAUGGAAAAUCUUUUCCUAUAUGUAAUAAGUACUUUAGAGCUGAUGGUAGCUGAAGACUACAUGAUUGUGUACCUGAAUGGUGCAACUCCACGACGGAAGAUGCCAGGGCUAGGCUGGAUGAAGAAAUGCUACCAGAUGAUUGACAGACGGCUGCGGAAGAAUUUGAAAUCAUUCAUCAUUGUUCAUCCCUCUUGGUUCAUCAGAACAAUCCUUGCAGUGACACGACCUUUUAUAAGUUCAAAAUUCAGCAGCAAAAUUAAAUAUGUCAGUAGCUUAUCAGAACUCAGUGGGCUGAUCCCAAUGGACUGCAUCCAUAUUCCAGAGAGCAUCAUCAAGUACGAUGAAGAGAGAUCUUAUAAGAGAAGUGUGAGACUGGAUGAAGAACUGAGGGAAGCAUCAGAAGCAGCUAAAACUAGCUGCCUUUACAAUGAUCCAGAAAUGUCUUCUAUGGAGAAGGACAUUAAUCUGAAGCUGAAAGAGAAGCCCUAGCUGGCCAUGGCUGUAAGAAGAGGAUGCUCUUCUGCUUCGUGGUUCUGUUGGAACGUAUCUACCUGGAAGAGACAGGGUUGAUGGUACUUUCUUUCCACUUUGCACUACCUGGUGCCAUUCUGAAUUUCUAAGGGGAAAAACAGUAAGAGAAGUUGUUUACUCAUAACAUGCUUUAUGAAAUUGUGCGUAUUUUCCUAUUUUGCCAAUUAUGUGCCUCACAGAUUUGCGUUGAACCUUAGCAAGAAAGUAGGACCAUCUGUAUCAAUAUUCCAUUGACCGCUGGUGCCGUGGCAUCUCAUCCCUUAGACUAGUGUUAACCAAUAAGAUAACUUCAGUCCACUGUUCACUGUGAGUGGAUUUGUUUCCAUAGAUUAACUGGAUUUCUCCUUGGUGACCGUUUUAGGUUUAAAAUACACGGGACUCAAUGCUCCCGAGGGAAGCUGAGCCCACGUGGCAGUAAGUCCACCUUUAAAGUCCUCCGCUAGCUUAACACAGCCACAGUCUAGACACAGGUGUGACACCGCCUUCGGCUGCGUGCCCACCUGGUUCUCGUCCACAUGAACCACCUCCCGUGUCUCAAAAGGAUGCCAGCUUCCUAAUGCACAUCAAUUUAAUUUUAGUUAUCAAAUUCAUGUUUUCUGUGAAUUGGUCUUUUUAAAAAUCAUUUCUCCAAUGAAAGUUGAAGACCUCCACAUUGAGAAACUCAAAGAUCAAUGUCCCCAUUUCGGGUAACUGUUGGCACUUUGGGCCAUAAAUUUAGUUCCAGAUGUUACACUUGAAGUGCCAAGGACCCAACAGAAGGUGGCCCACUCAGAAAUUCAUUAUUUGGUGACAUUCAGUUUUCUGAAUUUCUCUCUCACAAGCAUUAUAAAAAGUAAUCCGCUUUAAAACACUCUAACCACUAGUUUAAAAUGAAAUGCGAGUAUGUACUAUUAUUUGCAAAUAAUCCUUCAUAGUCUUCAUAUGCCCUUUAAAACACCAAUGUGAUUUAGAAUCUGUGGGCCUCUAGCGGAGGGAGGGGUGGGCAAAUCCAGCACCCCACCUGUUUUCAGAUGGCCUUCUCAUCAAGAAUGGUUUUCAGACUUUGGGUUAAAAAAAAUCACUUUUAGUAUUUCAUGACCCAUGAAAGUUAUUCAAAUUCUAGUCCCCGUAAAUACAGUUUUGUGGAAACAUGGCCACACAAAUUUGUUGACAAAUUCUCCACGGCUGCUUUCGUACUGCAGCAGCAGACCUGACUAACUGUGACAGGCCGAGUGGCCCACAGAGCCUAAAACACUUACUCUCCUUAUAGAGGAAGUUUGUUGAGCCCUGCUCCAACACAUACAUCCUUCCCCGCUCCCUAUUUGUAUUCAGAUAUGAGUUGCUCUAACAGAAGGCGCAAGUAAGGUUACAAACUCAUUUACUCUUCAAAAAGAAAAUGUGAGCAUCCACAGCCAGGCAAACACAUGGCCCGCUGACAAGGGCACGGAGUCCUAGCCAUGGCAGCACGGCGCAGGUGGUGGCUGCAUGCCCCCAAACGAAGCCUGCUUAGAAGGCUUCUGGCUGUUCACAGACAUUGCUGAGGUCCUGACCUUACCCUGGGAACCAGUCGCAGUCUCCGGUACCACCUAGCACUAAUAAGCUGGCAAAAGUUAAAAGGUAGUAGAGAGUGGGGUUCCACCAUAGUCUUAGGGUGGUAAUUACAUCUGGGAGAGUGGCCCGGGACACUCUGAGCCCUGGGUGUCAUGAACUUUGAAAGGCUUUGAAGUAGACAUCUUUGCACAGGUGACUGAAUUUCACUGACCUCAUUUGCUUCAUGUCCGUCCUCCAUCCACCUUCCAGACAUGCUCUCCUACACACAAGUCAGCCCUCUUUCCUCCAUAAGCCACAGUUAUCUCUGUUCCCCUCUGAGUCCCUUUCCACUCAGUAUCCUGUUAAACCAUUCUUUUAGGUCUCCUCUCUCAUAACAUCUGGCUUGUCUGAGAGAGAACUCCUGGAGCACAUCUUCUCCCACAGCCCACCUCCACCUUUCGCAGCCCAAAUUAUGCCUCUUCCAGAACUUCGUGUUGACAUAGUGCAAUGACCCACUUUUCCAGUUUGUUCACCCAGUCUGUUCACUGCUGCCCUGGCAGAAUUAUUGACCACACUCCCUUUCGCUCAGUUGUGUCCCAUUUUGGAAGAUGAAUUACAUGGUCUCCCUAGACACAGGAAGCAAUGAAGAAUCCAGUGCUCAGCUGGGUGGUAUGAACCUGCGGAGACAGCGCUGCUGAGGGCAGGCUCUUGUGAUAGUCAGCCAGACUCAACAACAGCCCACCAUUCACGUUUUCUCUGAACUCGUCCAGCCCAUUCACAGAAGGCUACUCAGGUGGUAUUCUGUUUGAAGCUUCAUCUUCCUACAUGGAAAUUAUGAGCAUCUUUCUGGGUGGUUCUGUUUGGGCUAUUCUAUGGGCUGCAUAACCAUUCUGACAGUUAGGUGUCUGCUAUUUUAUUAUCUUAAAGAGACAAAUGAACUUAAUUGCACGUGCUACAGAAAAGCCACCAUGUCAUUUCAGACCAAGUAAAUAGAAUCCCGAGAAAAUAACCCCUAAGCAGGUAGGUAGACAGAUGUACACAUUCACAACAUUAGCUAUCUAGCUCUUGCAUUCUGAGCGUUCUUGCUUUGGUUCUGACUUCAGAGAAUUGUUUGCACUUUUCCUGGAGACUUGUAGUUAAGGGAAACAAGGGGUCAUUGGGACAAAGGUAUUGUUUUUUUUUUCAAAGUGCAACUGCUAUUCACUUAGGUCCUUGAUUAAGAGAAAGAACAAAAAUCUACACAGACGAUAUUGCAAGGAGUGAGAAAGUUUGUUUGAGAGCAAUAACGGGGUGGAAGAAAACCCGGACGUUCCUGUUGAAGCCAUACAGUGUUCUGCGGGGUUGUCUUCUAAGACGUACUCCGACAUCGGUGAGGAAGCCCCUACUCCGCGCCUUUGUGUUAGUAAGGUCUCAUUUUGAGUCUUCAGUUAUGGUACUAUAUUUGCAACUCUCAUGCGAUCACAAUGCCUCGGUAGUUUGCUCUCUUAGGAACAUUUAGAUGUGCACAAAUUAAUCUUUUCUAUAUUUAAAGGUUUUUUCUACCAUGUAUUGGAUUGCUCAGAAUAAAGUAUCUAUUAGACCUUUGUUUUGGUAAAUAAAUAAAUUCUACCUAAAUAGUGUGAAUUAAUAAUAUAAAAAUAUGUAACAACAAUAUAUAUAUAUAUAGUCUGUCUAUAUAAUUCAGAAAUAAAAAUUGAUUCCACAA
This is a messenger RNA of Camelus dromedarius (Arabian camel), 12775 nucleotides long. It is a transcript of the gene PRUNE2, whose product is annotated as prune homolog 2 with BCH domain. Gene Ontology annotation, cellular component: cytoplasm. Lineage: Eukaryota; Metazoa; Chordata; Mammalia; Artiodactyla; Camelidae. Gene Ontology annotation, biological process: apoptotic process. Bases 187 to 9519 code for a protein of 3110 amino acids. The record is from RefSeq and is a predicted model, not a curated record. The transcript is spliced from 20 exons. Gene Ontology annotation, molecular function: pyrophosphatase activity.